GAAGAAGGAGGCGAGGGAGGCGGGAGGGCGGCAGCCCAGAGCCGCAGCCACCGGGCACUGCCACAGACCCUCUCGGCUCCACCUGGCGGGAGCACCCUGUGUGCGGAGGGACUGCUCCUGGCAACAUGGUUUCCGCGGUGGCCCCCGGCCUGGCCAUGUCUCUGCUGCUGCUCCUGCGGGCCCUGCCCACUGCGCCCAACUCCGUGUCCCUGCAGGCUGCCUUCCUGGAGGACACAGGGGGCAGCGGGGAGGCUGAGGGCUCAUCGGCUUCCUCCCCCAGUCUCCCGCCGCCCCGGACCCCGGCCCUCAGCCCCACGUCAGUGGGGCCCACGCCCCCGGAGGGCCCCAAGCCCCCCACCAACUUCCUGGACGGCAUCGUGGACUUCUUCCGCCAGUACGUGAUGCUCAUCACCGUGGUGGGGUCCCUGGCGUUCCUGCUGAUGUUCAUCGUCUGCGCUGCUGUCAUCACCCGCCAGAAGCACAAGGCCUCCGCCUACUACCCCUCAUCUUUCCCCAAGAAGAAGUACGUGGACCAGAGUGACCGGGCCGGGGGCCGGGCCUUCAGCGAGGUCCCUGACAGGGCUUCCGACGGCCGGCCGGAGGAGGCCCGGGACUCCUCCCAGCAGCUCCAGGCUGACAUCCUUGCCGCCACCCAGAACCUCAAGUCUCCGGCCAGGGCUGCCCUGGGCAGUGGAGACGGAGCCAGGGUGAUGGAGGGCAAGUCAGAGGAAGAGGAGCCAGGCAGCCAGGAGGAGGACCAGGAAGCCCAGGGAUGCGGGGUCCCGGCAGAGAAACCAGAGGUGCCCCCGCCGGAGGAGGCCUGCCCAGAGGAGGCGGACGGGGCCCUGGCGGCUGGUGAAAGUCAGGGGCCAGAAGCAGCUUCCUCAUUAGCCCAGGAAGCUGGGGGCCCAGCUGGUCCCCCCGAAAGCCCCUGUGCUUGUGGCAGCGUCUCCCCCAGCAUCUAACAGGCCUCUCAGGCUGCCGGCCCUGACUGUCGGACCCCUGGAGCUCACCUCCUUGGGCACAGAAAGACCCUUGGUCCUUCCUGCUCUCUGUCACCCCCUCCUUGGCCACUCCCCACUGCAAAUCCCAGCGUGUCUGAUCCUACGACAGUGGGCAGAGCUGCUGGUCUCUGUCCCAUCUCAGGAAUCUCACCAACUUCCAGAACGUUUUUCCCUGCAGCCCCCGAGGGGCUCCAUCCCAAAGCCCAGCUCCUCUGGGGAGACGGGGCUGGGGACGUGUCCCCGUCACAGCCAUGUCCAUUGGGAAACAUGUCUCAGGUCCCUUGUGACAGUGCAAACAUCGCUGCUUGCCAUCGAGGUAGGAAAAGAAAUACUAGUGUUGGAAGAGACUGAGCUGGAGAUGUGGAAAGGCCUGGGGUUGGAGCAGUUCGAGGCACCGUUGAAGGUCGGUCAGGAGGGCGGCCCCUGCACGCGUCAUGACAGGUCCCUAUAUGGGCAUUUCCCAAACUGGGUUCCCCAGAAGAAAGCUUGUGAGGUCCAGUGAGCAGAGGAGGUGCUGCUUCUCUGCUCUGGGCGCCCCCCCCCAACUCCUUGCAGCGCCCCGGGGCUCUGACAAGCCCUGCAGUAAAGGCGCCCGUGGACUCUGUUUUCGCUUAGUCUUUUCCAAACUGCUUUUGUCCAUGGGGUGCUUUUUUUUUCUUUCUUUUUAACAGCUACAGAAGUUACUGCUCUAAAUGUUCCCGAAGGCACCCCCUCCUCAGUUUCUGGUUGGUCCAGGGUUAGGGGGGUGGGGGGUGGGGGUUCAGCGCUCCCAGGAGCCGCCUCUCAUCCUGUUACUGCUGCGGGGGUGGGGCAAAUGAAUUGAAUCUUUCUUGCCAGGGCCCCAAAGCAGCUUAGAAGCCGGGAGGGGGGCUGUGUGUGAGAGGGGACCCUACUCUGGGGGAGUCUGAGGGGGUGCGAGAGGGUUUCUGACACCCAGCCCAGAGCAGGGGGGCCCUGGCCCUUCACACACACACAGAUGCCUGGUAGCCUGUGCCCACAGUCUUCUUUAGUCUUCGACAAGGGAGCCGGAGCUCCGUCCUGAUUUGGGGAGGCUCUGCGGCGGCAGGGAGGGUCCUCCUCCCCAUCCCUCCAUCUGGGCCCCCCCAGCCUCUGCACAACUCUCCAGGUGCUGAAAUGUAACAAACCAGCCCAAUAAACCUUUAUUCUGGC
Messenger RNA from Vicugna pacos (alpaca), 2174 nucleotides. RefSeq names its product transmembrane protein 119 (gene TMEM119). Gene Ontology annotation, biological process: positive regulation of osteoblast differentiation; ossification; positive regulation of osteoblast proliferation. The record is from RefSeq and is a predicted model, not a curated record. Lineage: Eukaryota; Metazoa; Chordata; Mammalia; Artiodactyla; Camelidae. Gene Ontology annotation, cellular component: plasma membrane.